GUGAUCAUCGAGGUACUAUUAUUUCCAAAUCCACAUUCAUCAACAUUUAAUGAUGCGGUAAAUUUAAUUCAAGUAAAUGUAGAAAGUAUUCAACCUGAUAAUGGGAUUGCUAUAGGAAUGGGAAUUGAUGCGGCAUUAGCUGCUGCAAAGAUUCAUUUUGAAUUAAUAAAGAAACUUAUCUU
Funneliformis caledonium is the source of this 182-nucleotide messenger RNA. NCBI's taxonomy places the organism in Eukaryota, Fungi, Glomeromycota, Glomeromycetes, Glomerales, Glomeraceae. The record is from the annotation of a GenBank genome assembly.